CACAGCACUGUUCAACGCUACAGCCGAGCAGCUCUCAAGGAGUCAGGAAACGUUUAUGAGGAGCUAACUACACGAGUGUGCAAGACAGUAGCAACACGGUGCCAGGAGGCGGUGUGGGGUGUCAGACCGAGCAGCCUGCCAGUAUAAGACCCUUCAUCCACACUUCCCCCACAGUUCUCUGAAGCCUGGCGACCAGUCUACAUCAGUGGUUACUACAGCAAAGGCCCUGUAGUGGUGGAGUACUGCUUGUCACACAUGAUGGAUCUAUUCCUGUGGAUUGUGCACUGAUUUAUUCUGUGUUUUUCUCAUUCUACUUCUGUGAUUGUCUAAAUACGAUGUUUUAAAGAAUUUCUUCAAAUCUGGAUUUAUAUUCAUCACUGAAGCUCUCAACACUGACUGUCAGAUGACAGCCAAUAUCUGGACUUAUUCAACAAGAUUAUAGAGUACACCUGUUUUUUAAUUUGAAUUUAUUCUCAAACCAACAUCAACAGUCUUUAUUCUAUCAUAAAUCAUUUUUUGUAAUUUGGUGUUUGCUGACUUGACAACGUGGGCAAACAGAGUUUCAACAGCUCAUCCAAAACAAGCUGAAGUGUUUCUCAUUUGAAUCCUGUUUUUUCAAUCAAGACGAUAUUUGUAACCAGGAAUCUGUUUUUUCUCCGUACUUUCUUGCAUUGAGUUAACAUCCUUGAACAACAUGGCUCAGAGAUUCAUUCAGGUUGUGAUUCUAUUUAUCAACAUGGGAGUGUUUGCCACAUUUCUACCACAAAAAGAUGUGCAUGUCGCUGAAGAAACCUGUGUCAUGAGCUUUGUAAUUCCCAGAGAAAAAGUGAAAAAUUCAUGCCAAUUAGAUGAAAGGGUGAAACAACGAAUGAAUCGGAUGGAAACUAAGUUAAACAUGUACAGACGAGAGGUGAGCCAACUUCAAGGUCGUCUUCAGAAGGAAAGACAACUCUGUCAUGACCGACUUCAGGCCCUUGAGGCCAAAAUGGCCACCUUCGAUCCAACGACCUAUCACACGUUGGCGAAGAAGUUAGAAAAUCUGGAAAUAGUUCUUAAGAAGGGAAGCGACACCUUGGAGCCAGUUGAUAGGAGAUAUUCCAAUGGUGCCCUUAACAAAGGCAAGGGUUUUAAGACAAAUCAAUUAUAUGACAACGAAAAUCUGGAAAGUCUUGUCAAGCCAAUUGUCAUAUCCGAAAUUGAAAACUACUUGGAGAACUUCACAAGGAAGUGUGAGGGUACAGAAAAAACUAAAGAUAUUGAGAACAAUGAAAUCGUGUUAGAUAUGUUGCCUCGAAACGAUCAGUCAUAUGCCGACAAUGAAGACAUGAACGGAAACACAAGCAGAACUCAUGACAUGAUCAAUGAAAUAGAAAACCUCCAAAACAAACUAAACCAGACGGGAGAAGCGCUGGCUUCAGCAGUUGGGAAAAUACUCAAAAACGUAACGAUAAAAGGCAACAGUGUUGUUUAUCGCGACAAUGUCACACAAUCAUCAAACAGUUCCCAGAACUCAGACCCAACAAAACAAUCAAGGGAGAUAACCUACAAGAAGGAUAAAGCUUCCUCAAGGAUUUCAGGAAAUGACGGAGGGUCUGACAGUCAAAACGAUGCUCAACAUGAAAAUGAUAAUAUGUACGUCGCUAACGUGUACUCAGAUGAACUGGAGGAGCUACUCCGAUCCGAAAUCAACAACCUUCUGCAAUCUCGCAUGGAGGAGGUCAUCAGCCUCAUGAGAAAGCAAUCGUUGAAACUUGUGACAGCCGUUGACCAGCAAGGUAAAGACAUCGAUAAAAUAGAGGAAGGACAAGAGGAAAAGAUGAAACGGAUGCAGGACAGAGUUGACGGAAUCAAACUCGAGCUAUCAUCCAUCUCACAGGCAGUUCAAGAAUUUUAUGCCAAAAUGGAAAAAAUGCAGAGUUUGCAAGUUAUUGUGGAAGAAAUUAAGAAAAACAUGAGUUCUAUGUCAGCUUCGCAAAAUCAAGACAUGGUGAGCAGAGUCGACGAGCAUGGAAAGAAGUUGCGCACACUUGAUCGGUUGCGAGGUAUCUUCCAACAGUCCCUGCAGCAUUACCGAAAUGAGAGCAAGAUGGCGUACACAGACAUGCAGCAUAAACUUGCAGGCCUCGAGGUCAACCUGGCUCGCGAAUUGUCCUCAGAGUUGUAUUCGAACAUCACCUCUCAGUUCAACUGGCAAUUUGAUCGUUUUAACAAUACACUGAAAAGCAAGUCAAAUUCCAUGGAGACUGCAGUUCGUAACCUCGAAGAUAAUUCGGUUCUUCUUCAAAUGGAUAUCAAGAACUUAGAGAGGCGGCAUAAGUCCAAAACAGGAAAGCUGGAGGAGGAUUAUGGGAACUUGAAAAAUCGUGUAGAGAGAGUUCAGAACCAGAACCGGAAAUUGAUUGAAAGUGUCAGUAACAUGAAGAGUGAUCAAAGGACGCUCCAAACCCGGUUGAACUCAUCAUCGUCAACACUGGCCAGUUUAGAAAUUGAAUUCCGGCUCAGUGUGACCGACACGUGGGUCGAGUAUGACUUUGAAUAUGACACGUCACGUACAGCAUGUUUUGGGAAGCAAUAUAUCCGGAAGACAAGGUACAAAAAUGGACGUCUGGCAGGUGUGGUGUUGUGUACCAAUAAUCGCUAUAAAAUCUUGUUAGCUAAUUGUGUGACUGAAAAGUUUUUAAAUGUCGGCGACAUUAGCGGUUUUGGAGAGGAUCACUGUGAAUUUGUUGGGACCACAAAAUCCUCCAUCAUUCGCCUCAGUCCUCCUGCCAUAUCAGCGAAAACAGAAGAAGGAUUUGCCCGAGACAGCUGGGGUCAGGAGCCACGCAAGAUGCACCUCAAUUUUCUGCGUCCCUCGCCUGCGUGGUACGAGUGUGGGGUGCAGAUCCCCUAGAAGACGCUACACGACACUAUCUUCCAUCUUCUACUAGCAACCGCUAAAUGAGACGCCAUUUUAUAUCAUCUCCUAGCAACCAUUACACAACACCCAGCUUCCAUCAUCCCUAGCAACCACUACAUGACACCAUUUAAUAUGCCCUAGCAACCACUACAUGACACCAUCUAAUAUCCCCCAGGCAACUAUGACAUGACAUCUUCCAUCAUCUCCCAGCAACCACUACAUGACACCAUCUAAUAUCCCCUAGCAACUAUUACACGACAUCUUCCAUCAUCGCCUAGCAACCACUACAUGACACCAUCUAAUAUCCUCUAGCAACCACUACAUGACACCAUCUAAUAUCCCCUAGCAACUAUUACAUGACAUCUUCCAUCAUCGCCUAGCAACCACUACAUGACACCAUCUAAUAUCCCCUAGCAUCCACUACAUGACACUAUCUAAUAUCCCCUAGCAACCACUACAUGACACCAUCUAAUAUCCCCUAGCAACCACUACACAACACCAUCUAAUAUCCCCUAGCAACCACUACACAACACCAUCUUCCAUUUUGUCAAAGUCAUCUGGAUGGCCCCCAGAGAUGGGUCCUGUUUCUUGGACAAGCCAGCCACUGGUCAGAUGCCACUGUCUGCUGACUGUGUGUUAUGUGACCGAACUAUGAGGAACAGAUAAGGAGGAAACUGACAAUGGGAUCUGUACAUACUUCAACAGAAUAUUCUCAUCAUAUAUCUUAAUACUGUGCCUUACACUGCACAGCAAGUGUUAAAGGGUUAACCUAUAACCCAGACUGUGCCUUUCACUGUGCAGGGAGUGUUGAAGGGUUAACUUAGAAGCCAGACUGUGCCUUUCAGUGCAGAGAGUGUAAAAGGAAUAACUGAUAACCCAGACAAUGCCUUACAGUGCUGCAAGUGUUAAAGGGUUAACUUAUAAAAAAGACAGUGCCUUACAGUGCAGCAAGUGUUAAAGGUAAUUAUUAACUCAAUUCAGACUGUGUUAACUUAAAUAACCUGGACUGUGCCUUACGGCACUUAGACUGUUAAAGGGUUAACCUUUACCCAAGACAGUGCCUAUAAUUACGACAUUAAACAAAGGGUUAACUUGAAACUCUUUUAAACCCUAAGCUGUGCCUUACAGUGCUACAACUCUUAAAGGGUUAAUUGUGACCCAAUAUUCUUGUGCCUUACUGAGUAUUAAACGCCCCAUCAAUUUUGAUAUUCCCUAACGAGUGGUUCAAAACACUUCAUAUGCGCGUAUAUCUCUUCAUCAUCAGCCUCUAGUGAUAGCACGUCACCUGGUGUUCACUCUACAAACUUUGUCUAACUACCUAUAAAUACACCAAGAAAUAAGUUAAGCACUACUUUUUCUUAGUUUUAAUUAUCCUGAACUUCCACACAGAAUCUGAAAAUAUCUACAUAUAUUAAGUAUAGGGUUAGAAAUAACCGUGUUCCUAAAAUUGUUUGUGUAAAUAUCACUUCUUGCGCACCAGUGUAUUGUUGAUGUCAUUCGAAUCUUAUUGUGACGUAAGGUCGGAAUGACAUCACACUAGAAAGGACGUCAUAGCUGAAGAUUGUUGACAUCAUUUGACAAAUUGUGGUUUUCUAGGACAGCAGUGGUGAUCAGUGCGAUUUUUCUAAAGGGGAGCUCAAAAGGAUUAAGACAUAAUGGAAAUAAAGAAAUUAUUACACUCCUAUGUGUGUCAUACUGAUUUAACAAAACUUGUGCAAGAAUUCAUGCAUUACCCUCGCUCUCGCUCAAGAAAUACAAGAAUUCUGACGCUCGUUCCGUAAAAUCAAUAUGGCACACAUGCUCAUAUAAUAAUCUCUAUUAUUGACACUGAUCUCAUUCAGGUAAAUGACCAGGAUAUCACCAGUACCUCAUGGGCAGUUGGUACAAGAACACCUUGUUUAUCAAGAUGGUCACACGGAGUCGUAUUGUACGACACAAGGAAAAAGAAGGAGCAGUGGAAAGAGAUGUCAAUUUACUAGUGCCACAGAACACUUACAGAACAUGUCAUUAGAUAAUCGAUUUCAGUAUAUGUAUUGCAAUAUUAGUAUGUCACUUCAUUUACAAAAAUAAAUGUUUUGUUUGAUAUGCAUUACUUAGAAGUUGAAGGAUGACAAAGUAGACACAGUUUAUGGAUAACAACUUCUUUAAUAACUGUGAAGACGAUGUUUCGGUAGAGAUCCUUAUACCGUUGUCAAGCAAGACUGAAUGAUGAUGUUGUUGCAUUAAGUGUUUAAGAGGUCGCCUUCUGCCUAAGCAAUUUCGGCUGACCUGUCCCUCUUUGGGACUCCUGAGUGUGAGUAGGGGACACAUAUCUACACAUACUGUUAUAAGUAUGUUCAUUAUAAACUUAGUUUACUGUAUGUUUUUACAUAAGACAUUUUUAUUUCUAGGACUAAAUGUUAGUUGACCAAAAGACCAACAGUACCACAAGUAUUCAUAUAGUGAACAUUGAAAAUGCAUAGAACAAGGAUGGGUUUACAUUCGAUUGAAGUAUUUCAUCAUAGUUUUAUAUCAGCAUCUUAGCCCCAAUUUAGUAGGACAUGUGCGCCUACUCAAGCUCUCCUGGCAAUUCAAAUAAUCAAGGCACAGAACUUCAAUAGUGUGAGCUAUAUAUAUAAAAUACUAGGCCAAGGGUACUUCAAUCAUAGCUAGUACUAAGCUCAACCCAACCAUGUUAUACUGCCCUUGGUACACCAUAAACUAGGAAAGGGGUUAAAAAUCCUAAACACUUGUUUUUGCCAAAACCUGACAAAUUAGCACCAAUACAUGUGCUAAUCAUGAGAAGCUAACUACCUAAAGAAACUUACAACUCAAAAACUAUUCCGGUCAUGUUUCCAUGUUAUUAAUGUUGGCGCUUUAGGCAUAAGCUGAGUUGAAGAGAAUGCACUGCAGUGUCUGUCCUUGACAACUGAAAGUAGGUCUCGAAAUCUACCAGCUUAGCUUUGCAGACAUUGAAGUACUUUAAACCAGCUUAAAACAUCAUUAUAGCGAAUGUAAACAACACGAUUACAGCUGGAGAAAUGGUUACACACUGAUGAAGGCGUCAUUGCCUUGUGUAGUUCUCAUUGGCUGUUCGAGAGUGGAGUCGGGAGAUAAAACCCCCUAAGUUUUGUAAUGGAGUUUCUUGAUAAUAGUCGGCAUAAAACAUAUAUAUUUCUUGUUGUGGAAAUCUAGUUUUGUUGUGAUUGAAAUAAAAAAUUUAAUGAUUAUUUAAUGAUACUUAAUGAUAUUACAGUAUAUGUCUGUAAAAGAACAAAAGUUUACUGAAAUUCUUAACAAACAUAAACAUUAUUUUCACUGCAGUACUGCUGAUUUUUAAUUUCCUUCUUAAUUAUAAUUAGUUGGACAAAUUCAUUAAGUCAACUCUCAUCUUAAAUCCUUUUCAAUGGAACUAAAUUUAUUCAUUAGAAGUUUGUUGUUUGCCGACUGCCCUCCAUAAGAGUGAGUGCGUAUGGUUUUACGCCGCUUUUAGCAAUAUUCCAGCAAUAUCACGGCGGGGGACACCAGAAAUGGGCUCCACAUAUUGUACCCGUCAGGAAUCAAACCCGGGUCUUCGGCGUGACGAGCGAUCGCUUUAACCGCUAGGCUACCCGACCGCCCCUCCCUCGAUAAGACGUGAUGUCAUCAUGAAAUAGUAAUGGUUAAAAUGGCCUACUGACAGAACACUGGAUUCCUAGUUAGGUCUUUUUAACUAAACUUCCACUGGAGAACUGAGAUGUUCGCUUCAGUAUCACACAAUGUGUAAUACAGCUGUAUGUUUGUUAAACGGGUGAACUCUUCACGGGCGAGCAAUAAAAUGCCAAAACAACACCCUUGAUAAAUGAGGAUGGUAUUUAACAUUUGAUCCAAUACAACUAAUAGUCAGUACCGUUCACUUGGAACUCUAUUGUGGGUAAAUAUUCUAUUGUCUAGGGCUGGGAUGAGUCCAAAUUUACUACCCGGGUACCCGCUGUUGGUCUCAAGUUGGGUAUAAAAUGUUCAGUUGGGAAUUGUUUUACCAGAACCCUGGCAAAAAGUAUUUAGAUAUAGUAUAAUACGAUCUGAUCAUGUAUACACUGAAGUUGACUGAAGCUUUGUCUUUACUCAAACAUAAAAAUUCAGAAAUAGUCAGAAACAAAUGGAAACAUUAGCAACUUGUACUUGUGUAACCAUGGAAUUUUAUUAUUAUUGUUAUUAAACAAUAUAUCACAUGACUAACCACGGGUCAGGUAGUCCUGUGGGUACCCGGGUCCUACUCAGGACCUACCCAACCCAAGUUCCCCAUCCCAGCCCUACCACUGUCAUGUUAGAAUUGAUGUUGAUAAAAAAAUGCAGAAUAUUAAAAGUGCCUUCAUGUUUUUAUAUAUACAUGUAUGUAAAUAUGUUUUACAAAAUAUUCAUAACGAUAUAAUAUGGUAUAUGUUAUAUGUCUGAAGUGGUAUCAAUAUAUGUUUUCAUUGUUUAUUUUGAUACGAAGGAGUGACUUUUCUACGUCACUCAAUGUGUCAUCACUUUGCAGCUGGGUAUUUAUUUAAGGUUUCUAUAUCUUUAGUCUGUGCUAUUGUUGUUUGACAUAUUGUUUGACAUGCCAUGUCAAACACUGCAAAGACUGUAAAUAGAUUGUGAUGAACUGUUUACUGCAAUAAAUGGCUUAACAUGAAA
This is a messenger RNA of Haliotis rufescens (red abalone), 7540 nucleotides long. RefSeq names its product cytospin-A-like. The transcript has 2 exons. NCBI's taxonomy places the organism in Eukaryota, Metazoa, Mollusca, Gastropoda, Lepetellida, Haliotidae. The coding region runs from base 695 to 2893 and encodes 732 amino acids. The record is from RefSeq and is a predicted model, not a curated record.